UUACGUUAAGGCGGUUUAUACUUCUACCGUCAUCUAUCGUACAACAAAAUAACUUAGUGUAAUGUUUAUAUCAGCGCCAUCUAUCGAUAGAUUUUGGAGAUUUGUUAAAUUUGAUAAGCAUGCCAUCAAUUAAUGCCAAUAAAUUAAAAAAAAAAAAAAAAAAAAAAAAUCUAGUUCUGUCCUGCAAAGAAGAACUCAUUUGACCGUAGACAAACUUUGGGUCGCGAUUAAUACUUUAGAAAUGUCAACCAAUCAUGGAGUAGUAAGAGGGCGCUAGUUGCCAAGACGAAUUUGACUUUGACAUGUCAAACAAAGCGAGUUUUUCUAACGGCUCCGGUGUACAAACGUCAUGCCGUAAUGGCGAAGAAUUAAAUUGCACUCGCAACGAACAUAGUGAAUCCGUGACCUUGCGUCGUUAUAAUCAAUUGUGCUGUUGUUAUUCUUCGUUACGACCGGUGCUUCUGUUUACAUGUUAUCAAUUUUAUCAUUCGUUGUAUACUUAUACGUUACGCCGCUCGAUCUCACGAGUGUUAUAUUGGAUUCUGAAUGGGAUGUUAAGCUAGUGUUAUUGAAGAUUUAAGUGGAUUGAAGGUUCCGCGGAUUUGCGCGUUAAACUGGCCUUUUGUUUGAGUAGAGAUCGGCCCACGCCUUAAUAAACCGACUCCUACGCUAAGCCUCUGAUGGCAACUGCUUCGUAUAUCCUUACAAUGGACCAGAAAUGUGGACGAAAAAAGUACUCUGGGUAUUGUUUAUAGUUUUCCGUGUAUGUUAUUUUGUAAGUCAAAGUGUUAAUCGGUUUUAAGCCGCCGCGUCGGCUGUUCGAAAUCGUACUGAAGAAGAGUUGUUUAGUGUCAACAAUCAAGGUUAUUCGCCGAAGUCCCGGAUUUAUCUAUUAAGAAUAUUAUGAAUAUCAAUCAAGUUAUACAUAAGAUUUUACCCCAAAAUCAAGCAAAUUAAAGCAAUGACGGCCGACUGAUCGGAAAGCAUCAAGAUAAGGAAAACAGCAGCAUUCCUGUGCUACAAAGUGAGAAUGGAUGAAAGUGAUGUCAUUAUAUCAUCUACGGAAAUCAUAAAAGAUAGACUCUAUUUCGCAACCCUAAAAACGGGCUACAAACCGAAGCCCACCAGAAACAGCAAGUACUUCCACAUCGAAGAUGACAUCCAGUACGAGAACUUCUACUUCGACUUUGGACCUUAUCACCUGUGCCAUUUGUACCAGUUUUGCAACAAGCUCACCGAGGAACUGGAGAAGAACCCGAAGAAAAAGAUCGUGUUUUAUACGAGCAACAAUGAGACGCUUAGGCUCAACGCCGCGUACCUUAUUGGGAGCUAUCAGAUAAUAUACCAAAAUGGGUCCCCCGGCGCAGUCUACAAGCAGCUAACAGACGGAUCAGAAUGGUCCCUUCUGAACUUCCGUGACGCCUCCGGGGGCCCUCCCUUGUUCGACAUAUCUCUUCUGGACGUCCUUCACGGCAUGAAGGUGGCCCAUGACGCUGGGUUCUUCCAUUUUGAUCAUUUUGAUGCAGACCAGUAUUUGUUCUAUGAGAAAGUGGAGAAUGGCGACCUAAACUGGAUAGUCCCCGGCAAGAUGCUCGCGUUCUCGGGCCCGCACCACCGCUCGCGCCUCGACCGCGGCUACCCGCUGCACAGCCCCGAGCACUACCACGACUACUUCCGUCGCCACAACGUCACGACGAUCGUGCGACUGAACAAAAAGUCGUACGAUGCGAGGCAGUUCACGGCGCAUGGAUUUGAGCAUCGGGAGUUGUUUUUUGUCGAUGGAUCGGUGCCUUCAGAUCUGAUUGUGAAUCGGUUUAUAAGGAUAUCUGAAGCUGCCAAGGGAGCAGUUGCUGUGCAUUGUAAAGCGGGCUUAGGCCGGACGGGGACUCUGAUAGCCUGCUACAUGAUGAAGCACCACGGCUUCACGGCGCGCGAAGCCAUCGCCUGGCUGCGCGUGUGCCGCCCCGGCUCCGUCAUCGGCCACCAGCAGUGGUUCCUCGAGAAUGUCCAACCCCGAAUGCAUGCAGAGGGCGAGGCAUAUCGGCGCCGGCAUCACAUAACAGCGUUCCCCGUGUUCACUCGAGGCAUCUACUGCGAUCUGCCGCCGGAAGAGAAGCCGGUAUCUCUUCAGACGAUACUGCAUAAUAAGAAUACCAAUAACAAGCUCGAUAAUGCAAACGCCCUCAACGCAAACGAAACAGACUCGGAAAACAACGUCACAGCCGUCAUCGGCAAAUACAAGACCACCGCCACCGCCAUGCUGCCCACCAAGACCGUCUUCACCCCCAAGUUGAACUACAUGCUCCCCACUAAUAACAUCAGGAACGCGGCCAACACUAACCUGAAGACAACGCAGCCAAGGAUCUUAAACUCCACCCUGAAGUCCCACUACGCAGCUAAAACUUCAACCUUCCCGCCAACCAGAAGUGCCAAUUCUCAAGCGAAAAUCUCUGGUGUCAAAGCCCAAUUCACAGGCAAAAGCAGCUUCCACGGCCAGCGAGCCAAUCUCGCUCGACCUGUCGGCUACGCCCAUGGAACUAGCCCUCUAAAAACAUUCACAAGAAAAACCGUCACAAAAAUAACCAAUAACGAAACCGCAGUUGUUAACACGCUGAGCAAUGUAACUUCAACCUUAUCAGCUUUAACAGAGAACUGUCAUUUGAACGGCAAAAAUCGCUUACCAUCAGAACCGAAUCUAAAAGCCGUGACCGCCAAAACGACGCCAACUAACGUGAAUUCUAGAAAGAAAUUAAUCGUGCGCUCCAACUCUAGUUCAAGGAAAAAACUGCCGAAGAAUAAUGUGGGUAAAAGCAGUUUGGAGUCCACGCAAGAUCUGUCUUCCAGUGAUACGAAUGUCACCAACAUAUCUGCCGAUUCCUUGGAAACUCCUUUCAGGUUUAGGCGAAAACGGGAUAAAUCUAGCAGCCCUGAGCCUAUGGACUGCAUUUCGAAUUCCAUCAUAACUGCCGAUGUCACUCCAGAAAAUUUCGAAGAGACUACAAACUCCCAAGGUAAUAAACUAUAUAAAAUCAAAGCGUUAAGAAAGAAAUGUCCCGCGUUUGGGGUGAGUCUUCUAAAGAAAGACGGAGUGCAGACUCGCUCGAGUACUUGUACAAGCAGCUCGACUGUUAAGAAGAAAUGAUCUCGAUGUGGUUAAGUAUGUAGUUGUAUUUGCACUUCAGAUUCUAUAUAGGAAUGUGCUUAGCACAUUUAGCGUCGAUUGCGUACAUUCGUUUAGAGACUUGUGAGUUAGUGACUUGUAUCGGUAUGAAAGCUUCUUACAUUUCCCGUAAUUUUCGUAAAGGUGCGUCAAAUCCGCCACCUUCAUGCUGUUCAAUACUGCAUGCGAUUUUAACUGAUCCGGUUUUAGGUGUAAUUCCGUCCUAAUAUAAAACUGUCCUUUUUUCGACAAGCGUUUAUCUGGUGAUAUGAGCCUGCUGAGUGGAACCAUAUUAUAUUUAUCUAUUGCUAUUAGCUACUUAUAGUGUCCGCCUAGCCACUCAUAUGUCACUCAUUUUAAAAUGAGUUAAAUCAUAAAAAUAAUAACAAUAGGCUACCAAGCAGCUAAACUGUGGAAUGAACUGCCGCCCGCGGUAUUUACGGACUAAUACGACCUUCAAGAAAAGAUCGCACUCCCAUCUUAAAGCCCGUCGAAGCACUUUCAACCCCUCUGGUAUUGCAGGUGUCCAUGAGCUACGGUAUUUGCUUACCGUCGGGCGAUUCGUCUGUUCGUGUGCCUCCUAUAUUACAAAAAAAACUGACUUAAUACUUACGUAAGUCGCUAAACGAAUGUACGUACUUGUUAUGUGUAUAGAGAGUAUAUAAAUCUGUGUUGUAAACCCCACAUCAGAGCCUAAACCUUUACACAUAGUUGUACAGGUCGAUUGAUUGCCUACACUCGCAGCUGCUUAGAUUUUAAGGUUUCUUUAUAAAAGAUAUGAAAGUUUUUUAACUAUGAAAUCGAAAUGUGCUUAUAUUUUAUGUUGUAGUUUUUCUAUUCAAAAUAUAAUGUGCUUUAAGAUUGAGGUUGCUUUUAUGAUUAUAGAAUUGCGUGAAAUGAGAUUAUAUUGACACUAAUAAGUGUUCAAGUAAUUUUGAACAAAUUCCAUAUUAGUUUCUAGAAUUAUUAUCUAUAGUGUUAUUUUGAAAAGUUCGCUAGACAAUCAAUUGACCGUAGUCGUGUAAUAAAUGAAUAUUUUUGUAUUAUAUAAAAUUACUAAGUGAUUUUUCAAAUGCCAUUUCUUUAGCUUUUAUUGAGCAACUUGUUGUAUUCGUGAUAUCGAUUUCGUUGACAUUUUGUUGAAUAAAAAUCUAGUUUCUAAGUUAAUUGUUUGCAAUAUAAAAUCGUUAUAAGGAAUUAUGUGCUGAAUACUUUUUGAAAGCUUUUUGGACUAAUAAUUUUAAUUAUUUAACGCAGCGUAAUAGUAUUUUAAUUUGCGAAAGCGCCAUCAGUCUAAUAAAAUUCACUUUAAUACUAUACAUUUAUUUUUGAUUUGACUAGUAAGAAAUAAUUAUCAAUUUAUUAUUUAUACUAAUGUAUUUUUUAGGAAGUAUGAACAGUACAUUGCGUUAAUAAUUAAGUCGAAAUGAAUAGAAUGUUAAAUAUGUUUGUGUCAGGCAUUCGAGUGUAUGUAAAUGUUAUACUACAAUUAUAGUUGGAGAAAAAGGUUCAGCAUCUCUGACUUUACGUGUCCAUUUCCAUUAUUAGAGGCUUACUGUAUCUCUCCAAUCAUUCUCCACUUUUCUGGUUAAAACAGUACUUUCCUUAUUUGGGCCUGCGUCUAAACUUCCAUCAAGAACUAAUUGUAUGAAUGAAUUGGCCAAGUCGAGCCUCAUCGCAGACAUAAUUUGAGAAUAGCAAAUAAAAUCUUUAUGUUCCUUUAUUUUUCUAGAUGAAAUUGAGUUAUUUUUCAACUUUUAAAAAUCUAAGUAUGUGUUUUUAAAGUGUCUCUGCCCAAACAGGUGUCAUGAACCUUUUGUUUUUUAAAGAACGCUUUUUGUGGUCCAAUAUUUCAAACAGCCAGGUGUGCUGAACCUUUGCCAACAUUCCUAUCGCAUAUUUUUAUAUCGUAUCAAGAGCCUAUAGGAGUUCCGUAAGUCACGAAUUUACAGUGUCAUAUCAGAUUUGUACGCGCACCGUUUACCGGCGGCGUCCGCCGCCAUCUUUGUUGUAUGUUAUGUUUAUAUGCGUUUGUUCACGAUUUGACCGUGUAGUUUUUAACUGGGCAUCCUGAAUAUAAGUCUAAAUUGGAGAUCAUUUCUCUGCCGGUACAUCUGAGUUUUUAGUUUAAAGUCAAGUUUCAUUUGUAAUAAAUGUGUGACAAAAUUUAUACCGAAAAAACAAAUCGUGAUCUUGAUAAUCUAUAGAAUCAUUGACAUCACAAUCCAUAUUAUAUUUUUUAACCGUUCCUAUUGGUAAUAAAUGACAAAAUAUAAUCAUAUUUUAAAGGUCACCACAGUAUCUGCACCUUGACAAUCGUAAUCUGUCGUUUAGCGCCCUGCCGUUUUACCCAAUAGCCCUAGUUCAUCUCAUUUGAUUGCAUCUCACUAGUCCUUACACUUUGACGCGAACUGCCUCUGCGUGCUCCUCAUGCGUCCUCCUCCUGCGUGCGCACGGGCAAGGGUAGCAUCCGCUUGGUGUACCCCUUUCAUCUCAUUAGAGUUCCAGAAAGGCAUCUACGUGUUGGCUUCGGCUCUGCGCUCGUCCCCAAAUGUCUGGCAAACCAUUGUUCCGUGGUGGUAAUGGAAUUAAUUUAUUAAGUGGUCAUGCACUUUUACAGCUGGGUACAUCGUGCACCUACAUCUAUACAGGGUGACCUUAGCCAUUGGACAAACCCCGAAAUCCCACGUAGGGUUACUUCUCAGGAAUGCUCUAACAUUAAUAUAUUUUUAAUUAGAACAAAUGAUAAUAAAAAUUCAAACUAGUUAUUUUCAUUAAUCGACAACAAAAUGAAACAUUCUGUAUCAAGUAUUUUUGACAAAAGCGUAUUUUCGCUAAUGAUGACAUUAGUUGUCAAAAGUCCGAAUCUCAUUAGUGUCAUAAAGAAAAAAGACAAACAAAAAGGUCGAACAAGGUGUCAUACUAUUUUAUGACAACGUUUUACCUCAGGAACUACUAACGCAUACAGGCUGCUCCAAAGUAAAAAAUCUUAAUUUGUUAAUUUCUUCGUAACGGGUACACUGUUUGUUAUGAUACUUUGUAUACUGGUUCUAAAUACCCUAUUGCAUAUGUACGUUUCGGCUUUGUCCAAUGGCUAGGGACAACCUUUAUAUUCAAGGCUGCCUUAGUUUAAAACUAAGCGGUGAAAUCGUUCGUGAACGCGAUGUGUUAUUGUAUUGUGGCUUUAGCAGCGGUUAGGUGUUCAUGUUAGAGGAGCGUCUCGGGAAGGAUGCUUGUUGAGACUGCAAUAUACUAUAGGCUUUCUAAUUUCUGGAUAGAACAGGCUAGGCGAAAUUGGUUCUUAUGUUAAUGGGACAAAGAUAGGUUCUUUUUAUCUGUUACAGUCGCCACCAAAUAUAUGGGGGCGGCCGAGGUGCCCACAAAUAUCUGAACACGCCUCUAUUGUCAAAGUGUUAGAGUGCGUGUUCAGAUAUUUAUGAGCAUCGCUGAAGUCCCUAAUGAAAAUCCUCAAGUUUGUAAUUAAUUUUCUGGCAACCAUAUAGUUAUCUAAAAAAGCGGUACGAUAUUUCAAAAACUCUGAAUCUACUGCACCUUAAUACGAUCCUAAGUCAGCAUAUGCAUUGCAUACGUUUAAUCUUUUUAAUUAUGCUCGUAAGCUGGUACUAUUAAUAUUAUUUUCGAUGCCGGUACGUAAUCUUUUCUGAUUUAAAGUCACAAAAAGUCAGCUAGUCACAAAAUUAUUGGUUGUAAAUAGUUGCAAACUGUACAGUAACUAUACAUAUAAGCAUUAUUUUUUUAUGAAAUUUAAUACAGUAAAGUAGAGAGAAUUAAAUAUUGUAUAAAAUUCACAAAGAAAGGCCUAGUAUAUUGCAGUACCGAUGUUGAUUAUGGUGGUAUUAUUUCUAGAUUUCUACACAACUAUUUAUAUUGGUUGUCUAUUAUAAAUCCGUUCACUAAAGGAGUCGAUUAUCACAAGUCACGGUCAAGUUUUUACAAACCUGGGUGUAAGUACACACCCAGCUGCUAGCGUGCAUGCACUUUUACAGCUCGCUGCAUCGAUGUCUUUUGACUUUUUGACAGAUUUUGACGUACACAUAUUAUUUGAUUUUUUUAAUAUCUAUAUUUUUAAUUUAUAAUAUCUAUAUUUUUAUAAUGAUUUUGUAAAUACGCAUGUAUUCAUAUUGUGAGAUUAGAUUUAUUUGCAGGACAAAAUAAUGCAAUAUCCAUGUUAUGACAAAGAUACAGCUAUGAGAGAUAGGUCAUUUAAUCUCUCGAAAUAAUACACUAUAAAUAUAAAUAUACAGUAUCGUGGUCGUGCAUACAAAAAGAGAAAACGUUUUUUCACUUUUGAAUAUUUUUCAUUCUCGAUGAUUCCCUAUAAACCUAGUUGAUCAAUGAUCAUUGACACAAUGAACAACUAGGUUUAUAGGGUUUCCUUUUUUCAAAAAUUGCAAAACAAAAAGCGAAACCUAUAAACCUAGAAUAUAUUAUGCCGAACCGAUCAAAAUCAAAGUGAUUUGUUAAGAUUUAGUUAGUGAAAAAUGUUUUCUCCCGAAAUAGAAUUUCGUAGAAAUAGUACCGUGAUUUCGCUAGGACAGUAAAGCUAUUCUUCCUCUCUUAAGGAGUCGUCACGCUAGAGCGGAGCGCUGUAUACAUCACGUGAUCACCCAUUACCAUUCAUAGAAAACUGAAGUGCCGGACGACCCGGGCCGUUCUAGCGUGAGUCAUCCUUCAAUGUUUGUACACUCAGCAUCCCACGGGAGAUCGCGUCGAAUGAUGAUCCCUAUGACAGUUCAAUAAAGUCUCUUUUGAGUAAGUUUAAUUAUAAAAACAUUAAACAGAAUAUGUUUUUACAGUAUUAAUAUUACUUAAAUGUUACAUUUCUAAAUAAACUAAUAUGCUUAACUUCCUAAUAAAUGUCUAGAAACGUUUUACUUGACAGCCACUCCAUAUAAAUAUAUUCAUAGAGAGAGACCAUCAUUCGACGCCAGAGUUAUAGAAUACAUAGAUUGGAUACAGAAUGUUGAAUUGACGGAGAACAAACCAUUAUACUGGACUUCCGUCCUCUUCUCUGUCCGUCACCAUAGAGAUAUAAGUAAGCAUAGAGUGCUCACUCCAUAUCCACCAAAAUGCUUAUUAUUUUCGUAGUCGGCGUCUAGCGUCAAGUAGCCAAUCAGCACCGCUACUCGAUACCACAAGUGUCGCGGCUGACGAAAAGUGCUUACUCAAUAAUUUAAAACUAAUGUUACAAGCAGGAAUUGAAAACAGAGUUCCGGUGAAUCCGGUUACAAUAUGGCUGAAAAUGGUUUAUCAUUAGACUUUUCGUUCGUCGCGACAUCUAUUGUCAAGUAGCAGUACUGAUAAAACCGCUACGUGACGCUAGAUGUCGACUACAAAAAUAACCGUUUUGGUAAGAAAACUGAUGUAUAGAUUGACGUCAUGUGUUCUAAAUGUAAUGUGUUGUGUCAAGAAUGAAAAUCAUUAAUCAAUAUGUUUUUUUACAUAUACUUUAAUUUUUCAUCAAAUGAUCAUGAUUAAUUCCUCACAAUUUCAUAUUUUCACAGUAUAGGUGACUUAUUUUUAUUUAUAAGAUAAAUAUUAUUAUUAUUGACCUUAUUUUUAUAUUUGUUGGUGUGAUGCGGUGUGAUAGGUAUGGGACCAGACGUUAGUCAUACCAAUUGUUUUGCAUCUGUUGUUUAGAUAUAAUUUUAUUAUAGGCGUUUUCUGAGGUUAUUAAGUUUGUAUGUGCAAUUUUUAAAAAGAUGCGGAUGCUGCAUACAGGUUAAUAUAAUGUGAAAUUACAAUGUCACUUUUAAUCCAAAAAAAUUACUCGAUGAACAAGCGUUGCGCUUUGGUUACAUGUAAGCACUAGCCAUAACCAAUUUAAUUUCAAAUUAGUAUGCGAGAAUAGACUGACUGAUUGUUAUGUAGUAUUCUUUGAGUAUUGAUGAGUAUAUUUUAUGAAAAUGACAUUUUUCCCAUUUCUUUAAGUAUAACUCGGAAGCCUAUUUCUCCAGUCUGAAAAUAUGAAGCUCGUCACAGACCGAGCUAUAAUAUCCCAAAAGAUAUCUUAUCUCUUCAAGUGGCAUUCGUUCAAGUGGGUUUCAUUUUUGAGUUAUUGGAAUUUUGAUUUUAUUUCAAUUUAUCAAAUUUGAAAUUUAAAUGACAUAAUCGGUCGGGAGUCGACGGCCUCCCACUCCAAGGGUUAUAGCAAGACAUCUUACGAUAUAUAUUACGUACCAUUAGACAGUCGACACACAAAGCUAUGUCAUAUAUUUUGGUAUCUUACGAUAUUUUAUAGCAAGACAUCUUAACCCUAUUCCAGGCCGCACCAAUCUACAAGGUUUUCUCAAAAAAUACAAAUAUAUUCCAAUAAAUCCAGCUUUGAUGAUUCAUUUGAAGACAAGUUAUAUUUUCCGAAAGUGCAAUCUAAUUUGAACCUUAAAUCGGAUGGCUAAGGUUGAAAUUAUAUUGGCGCGUAUGUGGUCGAUAAAUCGUACUAUGCCUGGAAAAGGGUUAAGAUACCUUGCGAUAUAUAUAGCUCGGUAUAUCACGAUAUAUUUUGGUAUAUUUCGUCUCUCUCACAAUGUAGGUGCUAGACAGACAGCGAUAUAUAUUUUGGUAUCGUUGGCGUGUGUGGUGCUUUAGCUAUACUAUAAGAUAUCGGUCGGCAUCUUACGGUAUAGUAAUAUAUAUCCACAACGAAGUUACAGGGGGUCGAAAAUGGUCUGAAUUGCUUCGAGAAAAGGAUGGUACGGGCGUGCUUUUUUGCUCGACUUGGUGGGGGCACGGUAGAUUAUCGCUCCGUCUAUGACGGGCUUAAGGCUCAUUUGGCCCUAUAUUCUUGUUGCAUCCGUUAGAACCAUAAAGAGAUGCAGAAUCUUUGUAAAUGACCAAACUGCGGCUUAAUAUUUUUUGUUCAAUAUUUCAGACUGUUAUUGAAAUAUAAAAUAUGUUUUAGAUUUAAAAAUUGUACCCAAUAAAGGCCUCGAAAUCUAGUAUAUGUUACGUUGUGAUCUUCCGAUCUAAUCAGUUACUAAUGUAGCGCACUAUAUGUAAAUAUACACUAUAUCAACAUGGUGUAACAAAUGCUUGUGCUUAAAAAAUAAAAAGAUAUAUUCCAAUUUA
This is a messenger RNA of Cydia pomonella (codling moth), 10249 nucleotides long. RefSeq names its product dual specificity protein phosphatase CDC14B-like. NCBI's taxonomy places the organism in Eukaryota, Metazoa, Arthropoda, Insecta, Lepidoptera, Tortricidae. The transcript is spliced from 8 exons. Gene Ontology annotation, biological process: positive regulation of cytokinesis; regulation of exit from mitosis; cilium assembly. The coding region runs from base 1031 to 3142 and encodes 703 amino acids. The record is from RefSeq and is a predicted model, not a curated record. Gene Ontology annotation, molecular function: protein tyrosine/serine/threonine phosphatase activity; protein serine/threonine phosphatase activity. Gene Ontology annotation, cellular component: centrosome; kinociliary basal body; nucleolus.